Molecule: messenger RNA, 453 nt
Organism: Stylophora pistillata
Lineage: Eukaryota; Metazoa; Cnidaria; Anthozoa; Scleractinia; Pocilloporidae
Product: ZP domain-containing protein-like
Source: RefSeq, a predicted model, not a curated record
AUGUCUGUGGUCUAUCAUCCCGCACCCUCAAUCAACUUGCAGCGGUUUAGCCUUGAAACCGCUAAAUUCAUUGGCACCGAUUCGUUUGUAUUUGUUCACUGCCACGUGAUCGUAUGCAACGCAACCGACCCAGAUUCCGAAUGUGCGAAGAAGCGUCCAUCAGGUAACCGAGGAAAACGUCAAGUAAGCGAUCACCAGAUGGAUGAAAAGUAUUCUUUGACCCAGGGUCCGCUCCUUCAUGUUAGGGAGAAGAAAGAAGAGAAGGAAAGCAAUGGUGGAGCCAGUAACGAGAAGAAUGCUUCUGAUACUACCUUUGUAGUAGGUCUGGUAGUGAUAUGCAUUGCUUGCUUGGCGGCCAUGGGAACUGGACUGGUAAUCUUUAGGAAGCUACGAGACAAGCUGUCUACUGCAGAGGUUUACAGUGAUCAUGAGAAGGAAAAGCCUGAGCAUUGA